Messenger RNA from Cylas formicarius (sweet potato weevil), 1453 nucleotides. It is a transcript of the gene or, whose product is annotated as AP-3 complex subunit sigma-2. The transcript is spliced from 4 exons. Gene Ontology annotation, biological process: intracellular protein transport; Golgi to vacuole transport. Bases 249 to 824 code for a protein of 191 amino acids. NCBI's taxonomy places the organism in Eukaryota, Metazoa, Arthropoda, Insecta, Coleoptera, Brentidae. Gene Ontology annotation, cellular component: AP-3 adaptor complex; intracellular membrane-bounded organelle; membrane coat. The record is from RefSeq and is a predicted model, not a curated record.
UAAAACAUAAGGAUUUACGUAAAUAGAACAAAAGUUUUAUGAUUUUCAACCAGUUUCAAAAUUAAUCAAACAUUUUUCUGCUGUUCCUUUAACGGAGAGAGCAGAACAAGAACGUCCGUACUAUCAAUCAACUGACUUUUUUUAUGCUAUGCGGUACAUGCUUACCAUAAAUUUUAAUCGAAUUAUUGGCUUUUAAAAAUGAAGUAGGUAAUUUUGUGUUUAGAAAUAUUAACAGACGGUUUUUGAACAUGAUCAAGGCGAUUCUAGUUUUUAAUAAUCAUGGAAAACCACGGCUUUCGAAAUUUUAUCAGUACUUUGCUGAAGACAUGCAACAACAGAUAAUAAAAGAAACGUUUCAAUUAGUCUCCAAACGUGACGAUAACGUUUGCAAUUUCCUAGAAGGAGGAAGUUUGAUAGGAGGAAGUGAUUAUAAGUUAAUUUACAGACAUUAUGCAACCCUAUACUUUGUUUUUUGUGUUGAUUCUUCAGAAAGUGAACUGGGUAUAUUGGAUCUCAUCCAGGUCUUUGUCGAAACGCUAGACAAAUGCUUUGAGAAUGUGUGCGAGCUGGAUUUAAUAUUUCAUGUUGACAAAGUUCAUUUUAUCCUUAAUGAAUUAGUUAUGGGAGGUAUGGUGUUAGAAACCAAUAUGACAGAAAUAUUAACCAGAAUUGAGGAUCAGAACAAAUUGGAGAAGCAAGAGGCUGGAAUAUCGGCCGCACCUGCAAGAGCUGUGUCUGCAGUGAAGAACAUGAACAUUCCGCAACAAAUCAAAGACAUUAAAUUACCAGAUCUUCCUCAGGCAAUCAAAGAUCUCAAAUUCUGACCUCAAAUCGGUCAGUUUCAGAAUAUCAAAGCAUCGAACCCCAUAUCGCUGUCGUCCAGAUCACUUCUAGAAGAUCCAUCUUCAGUAAAGUACACUUGAUAAUUGAACAAUUCGUGUAAGGAAUAAUCACAUGGUCCACUAAAUCCCCAAAUGUAUAGUCCACAAGGAAAAGCAGUUUUUAAUAUCUUUCAUUGUAUAAACGUUUUUACGAUUUGGCUUUUAUUACUUACUACACCUGUUACAGGUUUUAUUUGUCCUCAAGGAAUAUUAUGCAAGCCUCAAGCAAACAUUUUUAGAAAUGAUUGCAUAGUCAAUUAAAUUUUUUGAAUAGUUAACAUUUUGAUGUAAUUCUUUUCUUUUUGAGACAUUUUGCAAAAUUUUAUUUAAAAGCUCUGAUUCCAUUUCAUAGAUGUGCUUCACUACCCCAUACGUUUGGCAAGUGAAUACAAAAAGGAAUGAAUCACAUCAAAAUGGCGGAAAAGUUAUUCAUUGAGACAUUUAUUGAGGCUUUUUUGCCUUUGCCAGCAGCAAGGAACUCAAAGAUUCUGUUUGUUGUUAAAUUGUUAAUGUUUUUAUGUUUAUUGUACCUAAAUAUUUUACCUUUAAUUUGGCACAAAUUGUGUGCCUUA